UGUACCAUCCGCAGGUAAAGAACGUCUGUCAGAAUGCCUGGGCAUUACACCAGCAGAGGCUAAUGCAUUUAUAGAGCGGUUUCUUCAGAAGUACAGAGUAUCAGACUUUACACAGAGAGUUAUACACCAGUGCCACAAUAACGGAUUUGUGGUCUCUCUUAUGGGUCGCAAAAGACCACUACCAAAAAUCAAUGCCCAGAACUACAGCUUGAGAGCUCAAGCAGGAAGACAAGCUGUGAAUUUUGUGAUUCAAGGAUCUGCUGCUGAUCUGUGCAAAAUGGCCAUGAUUAAGAUUUCGGCUUCAAUUGCAGCAUCUUCUGUUAUAAAUGCCAGGCUUAUUGCUCAGAUCCAUGAUGAAUUGUUGUUUGAAGUUGAAGAUUCACAAAUCUAUCAAUUUGCAGCACAUGUUAAAGAGAUCAUGGAGUCAUUGCAGCAUGUUAAAGGAGUUGAGUUAAAGGUUCCUUUGAAAGUGACUCUAAGCAGUGGAAAAUCUUGGGGAUGCAUGACUGAAUUACAAGGCAAGUACAGCUGUUAUUCAGUUCCUUUGAAAGUGACUCUAAGCAGUGGAAAAUCUUGGGGAUGCAUGACUGAAUUACAAGGCAAGUACAGCUGUUAUUCAGUAACUCGUACUUAUCUGCCUUACACGGCUUCUGUGCUGAAUCACUAA
Molecule: messenger RNA, 667 nt
Organism: Pelobates fuscus (common spadefoot toad)
Lineage: Eukaryota; Metazoa; Chordata; Amphibia; Anura; Pelobatidae
Product: DNA polymerase nu-like
Exons: 7
Coding region: 161-667 (168 amino acids)
Biological process (GO): double-strand break repair via alternative nonhomologous end joining; DNA-templated DNA replication
Molecular function (GO): DNA-directed DNA polymerase activity; DNA binding
Source: RefSeq, a predicted model, not a curated record